Messenger RNA from Lolium perenne, 908 nucleotides. RefSeq lists its product as uncharacterized. NCBI's taxonomy places the organism in Eukaryota, Viridiplantae, Streptophyta, Magnoliopsida, Poales, Poaceae. The record is from RefSeq and is a predicted model, not a curated record.
UUCGAGAUCGAGUAGCUGAUCUCUGUCCUCCUCCACGAUCAGUACUGUAGCAUGGCGUUCAUGGCGAGCGGCAGGUUGAUGAUGGCUCCGACCAGAGCAAGCUUCGUCACUCCCCGCAGCUUCUUCAACUGGGGCAGGGGCGCCAAAGAAGCCGAUACGCCGCCGCCGCCGCAGUUCCAGUACCACGACGUGGAGCGGCCGUUUCCCAUGUCGCUCGUGGCCAAGACUCACCUCAGAGGCCGGGAGCUCAGCUGCUGCUACCGGGCCACCGUGGACGGCUUCGGCGCGACGGACUUCCACCGGCGGUGCGACUUCAAGGGCCCGUGCAUCGUCGUCGGCUACACGGCCGGAGCCGGCUCCGUCAGGUUCGGCGGGUUCAGCCCGGAGGGGUACCGCAGCACGGACGACUACUACGACUCGCUCGACGCCUUCCUCUUCUACUGGCCCGCCGCCGACGACGACGAGGCCGGGCCCGUGGUGCUGCCCAAGGUGGGCGGGAGCGGCGCGGCGCUGUUCGACUACGCGCGAGGCGGGCCGCAGUUCGGCGCCGACGGGCUGCUCAUCGGCCCGCCGCUCACCGCGGUGAUGGGGGUGUUCACGGGGCCCGACGCCAGCGUGGGCGUCGGCGACCUCCGGCGCGCGCGGUCGCGGCUCGGGCUGUCGUACGCCAGGAGGGCGGACGGCAAGGAGAGCCUGUUCGGCGACGACUCCAAGGCCGACCUCGACGAGGUGCUCGUCUUCUGUAGCCCGCAGAUCGCGAGCAUGUACUAGGCUACUAGCUAAAUUAGCUUAGCAGCGAGCUAACCAGUAAAUGUUAACGCUGAACAGCUUUUGUAAAUUCGUUUUUCCAGAUUCUGCGUGUACACAUUCAGAUAGAGAACAGUUCCAUAAAGUUCACGCCGACGGCA